AUGGUGCUGGAAAAAGCAAUCAGUAAGUCUGACGAUCUAGCAGACAAGCUUGGUGAUGCCCAUUGCAAUAUCUUAUCUACUAAGAGAAUAUUGGUAUGUCUCUCGGCGCUAGCACUAGCUAGUGUGAUAUCUUUUGCUGAUCAGACUGGUAUCACUGUGGGUUUACCUCAGAUUGCUGAAGAUUUGAAUGCCCAAAAUACAAUUAACUGGGCUGGUACUGCUUCAUUGUUGGCUAAUACGGUGUGUCAAGUCUUGUUUGGCAGAAUGUCUGAUAUAUUUGGAAGAAAGAACGUACUUAUGGCAUGUUUGCUUAUAUUAGCUAUUGGAGAUAUUGCGUGUGCUGUUGCCAGAACUGGUGUUCAGUUCUUCAUUUUUAGAGCCUUAGCCGGUAUUGGUAAUGGAGGGGUAUCCUCCUUAUCAAUGGUUAUCUUAAGUGAUAUUGUUACACUCAAGCAAAGAGGUAAGUUUCAAGGUAUUUUGGGAUCAUCGGUGGGAAUUGGCAAUGCUAUUGGUCCUUUCUUGAUGGCUGGAUUCAUCAGGGCAGGAACCUGGAGAGGAUUUUACUACUUCUUGGCCCCAAUGUGUGUUGUUGUAAUGGUUGCAAUCUACUUCUUGAUUGAUGGUCGUGGUAAGGAAUUAAACGGUGUUAUCUCAAGAAAGGAAAAAUUCAAGAAAAUUGAUUAUUUGGGAUCUUUAACUAUCACUGCUGGCUUGACAUUAGUUCUAGUACCAAUUAGUGGUGGUGGAUCAAGCUACCUGUGGUCUAGUGCUUUGGUGAUAGUUACAUUCAUCAUUGGUGGCCUUUUAUGUAUUGCCUUUAUCAUAGUUGAAUGGAAGAUUCCUGAGCUUCCAAUGAUCCCAUUGCGAUUAUUCAAGAAUCCUUCCUUGUGCUUAUUAUUUGCCUCCAACUUUUUCUUUGGUGCAUCCUACUUUAGUUUCACCUAUUACUUACCAUACUACUUCCAAGUUGUCAAGGGAAAAGAUACAAUUCAUACAUCCAUAUUCGUGCUACCAUUGGUAUUAACACAGGCCAUCAUGUCUGUGGUUGCGGGUCAAAUUAUUUCAUACUCUGGUCGCUACUUAUACGUUGUCAUGGCUGGCUUUGCAACUUGGACACUUGGAAACGGGUUGCUUCUUCUUUGGGACAGAAACCUCAAUGAUGGAAUUAUAAUCCUUAUUCUCUUGAUCAUGGGUUCUGGUGUUGGAUUUUCUUUUCAACCAUCAAUGGUUGCCGUUCAAGCUCAAGCACGGAAGGCCGAUCGUGCAGUUGUGAUCUCAACCAGAAACGUUAUGAGAUCGUUGGGUGGCUGUAUUGGUAUUGCUCUAGGCUCAACUAUUGUUAGCAAUAGCAUGUUAUCUCAGCUCAACACUACCAAGGCUCAUGAUAUGCUUCCACUGAGUUACAUUGAAAGUUUGAAGGCAAACAUCUACUCGAAGGUCUCAACCGAUGGUUUGAAUAUCGCUCAACAGACUUACGUCAAAGAUUUGUACGUGAAAGCAUUGCACAAUUACUUCUACAUGAUCAUUCCGUUCAUGGGAUUCUGUUUGUUGAGUUGUUUCUUUGUUAAGGAUAGGGGAUUGUGCUGUCUUGACGAAUUGCCUGAGGCAGUGAACAAGGAAGAUCUUGAAUCAUCAGCCAGCUCGCAUUAUCCAAUCAGUACAUCUACGUCACGCACCUCGAGAGCCAACGUCUAG
This is a messenger RNA of Suhomyces tanzawaensis NRRL Y-17324, 1695 nucleotides long. RefSeq names its product MFS efflux transporter. The record is from RefSeq and is a predicted model, not a curated record. Bases 1 to 1695 code for a protein of 564 amino acids. Lineage: Eukaryota; Fungi; Ascomycota; Pichiomycetes; Serinales; Debaryomycetaceae. Gene Ontology annotation, molecular function: transmembrane transporter activity. The transcript has a single exon. Gene Ontology annotation, biological process: transmembrane transport.